Messenger RNA from Polyodon spathula (Mississippi paddlefish), 1577 nucleotides. RefSeq names its product DNA/RNA-binding protein KIN17-like. The transcript is spliced from 13 exons. The coding region runs from base 108 to 1283 and encodes 391 amino acids. Lineage: Eukaryota; Metazoa; Chordata; Actinopteri; Acipenseriformes; Polyodontidae. Gene Ontology annotation, biological process: DNA replication; DNA damage response. The record is from RefSeq and is a predicted model, not a curated record. Gene Ontology annotation, cellular component: nucleus. Gene Ontology annotation, molecular function: double-stranded DNA binding.
UGAUGACGUAAACGUCAAUGUUAACAAACGUGAACAGUGUUAUGGUUUUCGGAGAGCGGGGCUGUUUAUAGUUUGUUUGAUUUUAUUGUGUUUCAAAGUGAAAGAAAAUGGGGAAAGCGGAAUUUCUAUCGCCAAAAGCCAUCGGCAACAGGAUAAAAUCUAAAGGGCUACAGAAACUGAGAUGGUAUUGUCAGAUGUGUCAGAAACAGUGUAGAGAUGAGAAUGGAUUCAAGUGCCACUGCAUGUCCGAAUCUCACCAGAGACAACUAUUGCUUGCUUCAGAGAAUCCUGACCAGUUUAUGGACUACUUUUCAGAGGAGUUCAAGAAUGAAUUUUUAGAGCUGGUUAGAAGAAGAUUUGGAACAAAGAGGGUACACAACAAUAUUGUGUAUAAUGAGUACAUCAGUGACAGAGAACAUGUCCAUAUGAAUUCCACACAGUGGGAAACACUGACGGAUUUCACGAAAUGGUUGGGCAAAGAAGGUUACUGUAAAGUGGAUGAAACACCCAAGGGUUGGUACAUGCAGUAUAUAGACAGGGACCCCGAAACUAUUGCAAGGCAGCAAGAACUUGAGAAAAAGAAAAAACAGGACUUGGAUGACGAAGAGAGGAGUGCAAAAUUCAUUGAGGAGCAAGUUCGGAGAGGAAAGGAAGGAAAGGAAGGAAAAGAAGGGGAAACAUCGUUUUUCACAGAAUUAAAAAGAGAAAACGAAGAAGAAAAAGUUGCAUUCAGUUUAAACAAGGGACCAAGUACAUCUGCUGCAACUUCUUCAAAGUCAGGUACUUCUUUUGGUCCCAGUGCACUGCAGGCUGCAACUGCAUCAGUGAAACGAAAGGAAGCGAGCCACAGUUCUGAGUCUAAGGAGAAAAAGAAGAAAUCUGCCCUGGAUGAAAUCAUAGAAAUGGAAGAACAAAAAAGGAAAACAUCCAGAACAGACUAUUGGCUGCACCCUAAUAUUGUUGUGAAAGUAUUAACCAAGAGGCUGGGUGAUAACUAUUACAAGAAGAAAGGAGUAAUAAAGGAUGUCCAGGAGAAGUACACAGCGAUUAUAAAGAUGGUGGAUUCUGGAGACAAACUGAAAAUUGAUCAGGCUCAUCUGGAGACGGUCAUUCCAGCACCGGGAAAACGAGUACUGGUGUUAAAUGGUGGUUACGGGGGAAGUGAAGCCAUCCUUGAUUCUAUAGAUGAAAAGAAGUUUACUGCCUUAAUAACUCUUGAUUCUGGGCGCUUAAAAGGACGGAAAGUUGAUGUCCCAUAUGAAGAUAUUUCCAAGCUGGCUUGAAUAAUAAGUUUCACAUAUUUUCUGAAAGACCUAGACACUAUGUUGCUAUCUUAGCUUUUCAGGACAAUAAACUCUACUAUGUCAGGGUUAUCAUUAUUUGCACUGAAUAAUGCUUAAAAUUGAACUCUUGAAAGUUUUAAUAUUCCUAUUAACACUGUGUAAAAUCUUCCUGUGUUAAAUGUUGCGGUACAGUUCUGUAUUGAUUGUGUCAUGAAAAAGAAUAGUGUUUUAAUUACAUAGUUCAUAUUAGUUUUUUUUUUUUUCCCCAAAUACAUAAUAAAAUGUUUUCUCUCA